AGGAUGCGAGCACGGUGGCCGGGACAGCCCUGGGCCGCUCUGCUGGCGCUGGGGGCGCUGGCGGGCGUUGUCAUCGGAGAGUCCAACAUCUGUACCACACGAGGCGUGAACUCCUGCCAGCAGUGUCUGGCUGUGAGUCCUAUGUGUGCCUGGUGCUCGGAUGAGACUCUGUCUCUGGGCUCACCCCGCUGUAACCUGAAGGAGAACUUGCUGAAGGAUAACUGUGCUCCAGAGUCUAUUGAGUUUCCAGUCAGUGAGGCCCAGAUCCUGGAGGCUAGACCACUCAGCAGCAAGGGCUCAGGAGACAGCGCCCAGAUCACUCAAGUCAGCCCCCAGAGGAUUGCCCUUCGACUACGGCCAGAUGAUUCGAAGAUCUUUUCACUUCAAGUGCGGCAGGUAGAGGAUUACCCUGUAGACAUCUACUACUUGAUGGACCUGUCUUACUCCAUGAAGGAUGAUCUGUCACACAUCCAGACCCUGGGUACCAAGUUGGCCUCUCAGAUGCGCAAGCUUACUAGCAACCUUCGGAUUGGCUUUGGGGCCUUUGUGGACAAGCCUGUAUCACCGUACAUGUACAUUUCUCCACCACAGGCAAUCAAAAACCCUUGUCAUAGUAUGAAUACUACCUGCUUGCCCAUGUUUGGCUACAAGCACGUGCUGACACUAACUGACCAGGUGACCCGCUUCAACGAGGAAGUGAAGAAACAGAAUGUGUCACGUAACCGAGAUGCCCCAGAGGGUGGCUUUGACGCCAUCAUGCAGGCUACAGUCUGUGAUAAAAAAAUUGGCUGGAGGAAUGAUGCAUCUCAUUUGCUGGUGUUUACCACUGAUGCCAAGACCCAUAUCGCCCUGGACGGAAGGCUGGCAGGCAUUGUCCUGCCCAAUGACGGGCGCUGUCACAUUGGCACUGACAACCACUAUUCUGCCUCCACUACCAUGGAUUACCCAUCUCUGGGGCUGAUGACCGAGAAACUAUCCCAGAAAAACAUUAACUUGAUCUUUGCAGUGACUAAAGAUGUUGUCAGCCUUUACCAGAAUUAUAGUGAGCUCAUCCCUGGGACCACAGUGGGAGUCCUGUCUCAAGACUCAAGCAAUGUCCUCCAGCUCAUUGUUGAUGCUUAUGGGAAAAUCCGCUCUAAAGUGGAGCUGGAAGUACGUGACCUCCCGGAAGAGCUGUCGCUGUCCUUCAAUGCCACUUGCCUCAACAACGAGGUCAUCCCAGGCCUCAAGUCUUGUGUGGGCCUCAAGAUUGGAGACACGGUGAGUUUUAGUAUCGAGGCCAAGGUGCGUGGCUGCCCCCAGGAGAAGGAGAAAUCUUUCACUAUUAAGCCUGUGGGCUUUAAGGACAGCCUCACGGUCCAGGUGACCUUCGAUUGUGACUGUGCCUGCCAGGCCUUUGCCCAGCCGUUCAGCCCACUCUGCAACAAUGGUAACGGGACCUUUGAGUGUGGGGUGUGCCGCUGUGACCAGGGCUGGCUGGGGUCCAUGUGUGAGUGCUCCGAGGAGGACUACCGACCCUCUCAGCAGGAAGAGUGCAGCCCUAAGGAGGGCCAGCCCAUCUGCAGCCAGCGGGGUGAGUGCCUUUGUGGCCAGUGCGUCUGUCACAGCAGUGACUUCGGCAAGAUCACUGGCAAGUACUGUGAGUGCGAUGACUUCUCCUGCGUCCGCUACAAAGGGGAGAUGUGCUCUGGUCAUGGUCAGUGCAACUGUGGGGACUGCGUGUGUGACUCGGACUGGACUGGCUACUACUGCAACUGUUCCACACGCACCGACACCUGCAUGUCUACCAACGGGCUGCUAUGCAGCGGCCGGGGCAAUUGCGAGUGUGGCAGCUGUGUGUGCCUCCAGCCAGGCUCCUAUGGGGACACCUGUGAGAAAUGUCCCACCUGCCCAGAUGCCUGCUCAUUUAAGAAGGAGUGUGUGGAGUGUAAGAAGUUCAGCCGGGGAACGCUGCAUGAAGAAAACACCUGCAACCGUUACUGCCGAGAUGACAUCGAGUCUGUGAAAGAGCUGACGGAUACUGGCAAAAACGCAGUGAAUUGUACCUACAAGAACGAGGAGGACUGUGUCGUCAGAUUCCAGUACUAUGAAGACACCAGUGGGAGGGCCGUCCUCUAUGUGGUGGAAGAGCCUGAGUGUCCCAAGGGUCCUGAUAUCCUGGUGGUCCUGCUGUCAGUGAUGGGAGCCAUUCUGCUCAUUGGCCUUGCCACUCUGCUCAUCUGGAAACUGCUCAUCACUAUCCAUGACCGGAAGGAAUUUGCUAAAUUUGAGGAAGAACGAGCCAGAGCCAAGUGGGACACAGCAAACAACCCACUGUAUAAACAGGCCACCUCCACUUUCACCAAUAUCACCUACCGGGGGACUUAAUGAGAAGAGGUCAUCCUUAGACCAUUGUCAGAUGAUGCCAGAACUGUGGGAGUCUCUGCCAUUAUGUUUACAGAGGACAUUUUUAUGUGUGUGUGUGAUUUGGGGCGUGGGUUGGGGUGGGCUUGAAGAAUGUCACUAUGUGGGAAUGUAUCUCUGUGUGUGUACAUAUGUAUGUGUUGAGUGUGGGGAAAUGUGUAAUUUAAAACUUGUGAUGUGUCUCAUAGGCAGAGCUCCACAGCCUUUGUCCUCAGGAUCCCUUCCCAAAGGACUCUUCCUGCUUAGCUUGAGGGGACUCAUGAUGCCCGGCAGGUGCUCAUUACCUCUGAGAAGCCAGCUUGCCUUGUCAGGCCAUUCUCCCAGAAGAGAAGGGCAGGGCUGAGGUCCCCCCACUCGUCCCCCAUUUCAGAGGAAGUGAUGUCAAGUCUUGGUUCUAUACCGACUUUGUAAGUUUCUGGUUUUUGGACCUGACUGUCAACAGCUACGGUAGAAAGUGCUUUGUGUUGAAGCUCAGUUGAAUCGUCUGUGCCUCUGCUCCCCUCCCCUCCCUCGGGCUGAAGAUGGAGUUAGGGGAGGAUGGAGUCCUCAAGAGUUGCCUGUGUCUUUUGCCAACACCUCAGUCCUGCUGUGGUUCUCUCAUAAGGAAAGUCCUUGCCACCUGGCUCUUUGGCCUAUUGAUUGUGCGGGUGAGGAUGGCAGGGCCACUCAGGGGUCAUGCAUGGCCUGGGGUGUGUGCCAGCACCUCCAAGUUUAUAAUCACAGCCAUUCAGAAUUGCCUCAUUGGUAGCUCUUCCCUGGAGAUUUGUGUACAAAUGUCAUUGUUGUGUCAACACCAUCUCUUACCUCCUGCUUCCACACUCUCAUGGCUACAGGCUUUUGCUAUGAGCUGAGGAUCUCUGUCUUGGUCAGAUGCUUUCGCCUCAGGGGAGAGCGCUGUGGUCAGAGCUGGAGGUCCAUCCCCACUCUCUGGGCCUUCUGCUCAUCUUUCUAGGCACCUCCACACACCUCGUUCCAUGCCUCUGUGUGCUUGCUACACCCAUCCAUGGGGGUGAGUGUGUUUAUCUACCUCUUCGGUGUCUUGUAAAGGAGUCAUCCCCAUGAGUCUGUUGAGCAAAGUGCCAGGGAGGGGUUGAAAGGCCAGUCAGAGCUGCAUGUGUGGCCUGGUCUCCUGUGGGCUAGACAACCUCAUUUUAUCUCAGCCUUUAAUCUGGGAGGCCACAAGUGCAAUUUUAUUUUAUUCCCUAGGGGGACACUCAAAGCUAUGAUGAGGUCCAGUAACUCUAAAGAAACAUGUAGAUAAACAUACUUGCAUUAUCAUAUUUGUAAUUUUGUAUGAUGACAAAGGAGAGCAUAAAAAACCCACACAGACUGUGUGGCAUCAUUCUGAGUAACUUGCCAGUCAAUUGCUGCAUCUGUAAGGGGCUUCCCCCUUCCUGUAAGCAUGUGAGGUUGGGUAUGUGGACACAGUGAACCUUUCUCGGGGAGGACAGACUGGCUCUUCUGUUGUCUCAGCAAGAGUGGUUUGCUCCGUUGGCAAUGACUUAGAUCUAACAUUAAAAACCAACGCCCACCACCCAAAGAAAAGAGACAUAUAAACAGCAUCUUGAUGAUUAAAGAACUGAGUCCUGCCCUCAGGGUCUCUGUCAAAACAUUUGAAAGUUAAUUCUAGAAAGCCGCUUUUUUACCCACCCUCUGGAGUUCAGUUUUCUUUUGGACCAGGUAACUUGGAAGGUAUUUCAAGUGUCACUAUUAUUUUAAUUUUUUUGAAAGAUAGGGUCUCAUGUAGGCCCGGAUGGCCUUGAACUUGCUACGUAGCCGAGGAUGAUUUCAACUUCUGAUCAUCUUUGCCUCCACCUCUCAGGUGCUACAAUUACAGGCAUGUGCUAUCAUGCCUGGUUUAUGCAGUGCUGGAAAUAGAACCCAGGAUGUCACAAGUGCUAGGCAAGGACAUUACCAGUUGAUUUGUAUUCCCAGAUUUAGUAACAACAUCCUAAGAUGCUGAGAUUAAAUAUGGCAUCAAGCAUGUGGUCAAGAUUCUGUCUGUAUACGGGGAAUGGAAUGUUGCCCAGUGGUAGGACAAGCACUUAUGGAAUGUCCUGGGUUUGAUUCCCAGCACUGAAAACGUGUAUGUGCUCGUGUGUGUGUGUGUGUGUGUGUGUGUGCGCGUGUGUGUGUGCAUGUGUGUGUUGGGGGUAAGUGAGUGUGUGUGUGUGUGUGUGUGUGUGUGUGUGUGUGUGAGGGAGGUGCUGUUGCUAGUGUUUGUCUUUCAGAUUCUGAGACUGAAUGUUUUGGCUUUCACGAGAGCAGAUGCUAUUCUUAUAACUUGUCUCAGCGAGUCUCUUUCCUUCUCAGACUCCCUUCAUCUUUUGUUAGUGGGUGCAUGUGACAUUGGUUUUCGUCCAAUUCGUUCAUUCUUGUUCACUCUGCAUACAUUUGCAUCUGCAUACGAGGGAGGACCAUCAGUAAGGAGCAGCUGAUCCAGAUGUUGGUGUGAAGGGCAGGCCUUGAGUACAGGGAUCUGCCAGUGACUGUCCUCUUUUACCCUUGGGGUUACUCUUGGCUUAGGUGGUGGGACUGCAGUAGAGGAACCGGGGAAGAUGGUUAGAGAUCCGACCUUUAGCUACUGAGGCAGAGUCCGUGAGACUAGAGUGGGUUUUUCUUUAGAUAAGAUAGUUUAGGUGAGGAAACUAGCAGGGGAGGAAGAAAACAUAUUAAAAGGGUGAGAGGCGAGUAGGAAUCUUGUCUGUUUCUGGAGUGAGGCCUGUGGUGCUUGGGCAGCAACGCUGGUCGGUACACGGACGUAUCUGUGGCUGUUCUCACUGGAGGCCGAGGAACAGUCUGUGUGGUAUCCUGAGGAUGAACAUCUACAAUUGCUCUGGCAUUGAAUAUGCAGCACAGAGGGGCCGUGCCAGUUCUCUUCCAGGUGAUUUGGGUCCAGUCUCAGUGUCCGAGGACAAUGGGGACAAACAGCAUGCCUGGCAGGUGGCUCCGUUCCAGUCCUCAGAGAUAUUCUGAAGCUGCCCACACCACCAGGAUAUUUCUCUUUGUCCAUUUCUGGUUGAAAUUACUUAAGAGCCUUCCUGACACCCUCACCACCUCCUCUGAGUUGUGUAACGAAAAAUUAAAUGUGCUUUCC
This is a messenger RNA of Arvicanthis niloticus (Nile rat), 5500 nucleotides long. The record is from RefSeq and is a predicted model, not a curated record. Lineage: Eukaryota; Metazoa; Chordata; Mammalia; Rodentia; Muridae.